Molecule: messenger RNA, 2988 nt
Organism: Botrytis porri
Lineage: Eukaryota; Fungi; Ascomycota; Leotiomycetes; Helotiales; Sclerotiniaceae
Exons: 1
Coding region: 1-2988 (995 amino acids)
Biological process (GO): carbohydrate metabolic process
Molecular function (GO): carbohydrate binding; hydrolase activity, hydrolyzing O-glycosyl compounds
Source: RefSeq, a predicted model, not a curated record
AUGGGGGGCAGACUUGGUGUCACAGUUGCUGCCUUUGCCACAGCAAUUCUCCACACAACAUUUGCGCAAAGUCCAACAUCUUCGCAAUCAAAUGCUACCGCAAGUUAUCGUUCCGUUUAUACACUUCCCGCUUCGAUUGAUGUGAGCGCACCUGUCAUCCCAAAUAUUCAAGAUCCGCAAGCAGUCAAUCCGCAACAUGUUUGUCCGGGCUAUACGGCAUCGAAUAUCAAGCGAACUAAGUACGGAUUGACGGCAUUUUUAUCAUUAGCUGGUGAUGCCUGCAAUGUUUAUGGAACGGAUGUAGAUUUCCUCAAUAUGACAGUAGAAUAUCAAUCGAAAGAUCGUCUUCAUGUGGAAAUUGUUCCUACUUAUGUUGGACCUUCGAACAGCUCUUGGUUUAUUCUCCCAGAGUCUCUUGUAGAGAAACCAUCCAUUGAUGCCGAUGCGAACUCUGCCACUCUUGACCUUAGCUUUUUAUGGAGCAACGAUCCAACGUUUUCGUUUUCAAUCUUUCGUCAAUCCACAGGGGAUGUUCUCUUUUCCACCAACGGCACUAAGUUGAUUUACGAAAACCAAUUCAUCGAAUUUGCUAGUUCCCUGCCAGAAAAUUACAAUCUUUAUGGAUUGGGAGAAUCCAUCCAUGAAUUUCGUAUGGGCAACAAUUUUACUCGUACUUUUUGGGCCGCUGAUGUCGGUGAUAAUAUCGACGCAAACAUUUACGGCAACCAUGGAAUUUAUCUUGACACAAGAUACUACGAGGUUGAUGCAAGCACAGGAAACUUGACAUAUGUCGCAAAUGCAACGAAUGUCACCGCAGACUACGUUUCUUACACUCAUGGUGUCUAUCAGCGAAACGCCCAUGGACAAGAAGUCUUGAUGAAACCAUCAAAUAUAACAUGGAGGGCUCUCGGUGGGAGUAUUGAUCUAUAUUUCUAUGCUGGCCCAACACAAGAAAAGGUUACCAAAGCAUAUCAAAUGAGUGCAGUCGGACUCCCAGCAAUGCAACAAUAUUUUACUUUCGGAUAUCACCAAUGUCGAUGGGGUUACGCAAACUGGACUCAACUCGGCAAAGUAGUGAACAAUUUCGCAAAUUUUGGCCUCCCAUUAGAAACGAUCUGGUUGGAUAUUGAUUAUAUGAAUCAGUACCGCGACUUCGAAGUUGACCAAGUCAGAUUCGGACAUUCUGAAGGUGCUGAAUUUAUUUCAAAACUUCACGGCAACGGACAACACAUUGUUCCGAUCGUUGACUCUGCAAUAUACAUCCCUAAUCCAGAAAAUGAAACUGAUGUAUACCCUCCUUUCAAUCGUGGCAAUGAAACCGACAGUUUUAUGUUGAAUCCCGAUGGCAGUUUAUACAUAGGAAGUGUAUGGCCUGGGUACACAGUCUUUCCUGAUUGGAUUGGAUCUGUGUUAAAUGGCACUGGAGCACACCAAUGGUGGUCAGACGAGCUGACCGCAUGGCAUUCAAACUUUUCAUUUGAUGGCAUCUGGAUUGACAUGAGUGAAGUCUCUUCUUUCUGUGUUGGAUCAUGCGGUAGCGAUAAUCUUACUCUCAAUCCCGUUCAUCCACCGUUCCUUCUACCUGGCGAACCAGGGAAUAUCGACUUUACCUACCCAGAAGGAUUUAAUCUUACCAAUGCUACUGAAGCCGCAGCUGCAUCCUUUGCCUCUGUCAGUCAGUCCUCUACUUACGCUACAUCAACCGCGUUAUUAUCGUCCUCAUCCACGAGCUACAUCCGCACAACACCUACACCAGGAGUUCGCGAUAUAGUUUACCCUCCGUACACCAUCAACAAUGUCUUAGGCUCAUUGGAUGUUCAUGCCGUGUCACCAAAUGCAACACAUCACGGUGGGACACAAGAAUACGACUAUCAUAAUUUGUUUGGGCACCAAAUUCUGAAUGCAACUUAUAAUGCCCUCCUCAAUAUCUCUCCAUCCAAACGUCCAUUUAUCAUUGGACGUUCUACUUUUGCAGGAUCCGGAAAAUGGGCUGGACAUUGGGGGGGUGACAAUUACUCUCUGUGGGCCUACAUGUUCUUAUCCAUCCCCCAAGCUCUGUCAUUCUCUUUGUUUGGAAUUCCUAUGUUUGGCGCAGAUACAUGUGGCUUCUCUGGAAAUUCUGACGAAGAACUCUGCAAUCGCUGGAUGCAAGUCUCUUCGUUUUUUCCUUUUUACCGAAAUCAUAAUACUUUGGGCGCCCCCUCUCAGGAACCUUAUGUGUGGGCAUCUGUCAUCGAUGCAACUAAGGCAGCCACUACAAUCAGAUAUACUCUCUUACCAUAUAUCUAUACUAUAUUCUACCUGGCUCAUUCCACUGGCUCAACCGUGAUGCGCGCUCUUGCCUGGGAAUUUCCUAAUGACCCCACUCUAGCGUCUGCGGAUCGACAAUUCUUAUUCGGCCCAGAUAUCAUGGUGACACCCGUGUUAGAACAAGGCGCUACUACCGUCGACGGUGUAUUCCCGGGAUCAGGAAAAGGGCAGGUCUGGUAUGAUUGGUAUAAUCAAUCUGCUAUCACUUCAUCUCCCGGUCAAAACAUCACAAUUGAUGCACCACUUGGUCAUAUUCCUGUUUACAUUCGAGGUGGCGCCAUUCUUCCUAUUCAAGAGCCUGCAUUAACGACUCGUGAAUGUAGAAAUAAUCCAUGGGGCUUGUUGAUUGCAUCCAGCUUAGAAGGGACUGCUAGUGGUGAGCUUUACCUAGAUGAUGGAGAAUCUCUAGCCCCAAAUGCUACUUUUUGGGUCGAAUUCUCAAUGACGCAGAAUUCACUUCAUGCAUCAGGUCGAGGUAGUUACGUUGACAAUAAUCCACUGGCAAACAUCACCAUCAUGGGCAUUUCGUCAAGUGUUAAUAACGUUACACUGAAUGGUGCUAGUCUUACCAGUGGAUGGACAUAUAAUUCUACCAGUCAAUUACUCGACAUCAAAGAAUUGUCUGAUGUCACUAGUGAUGGAGCAUGGAGCAGUGAUUGGGUGUUGAGGUGGGCUUGA